AUGGCUCCCUCAAACACUCUGGGAAAGCGCGUAAAACUUACCCAAGUGCGACGUCCGUUCAUCGUGGGCACCACCGCAGUUCCCUUUUCCGAAUCAAACCCCAAGCCGCCCGGCACGCCUGACAACCACACACAUUCGUGGCAGGUCUUUGUCAAGGGACUCGAAGACACAGACAUCACGUACUGGGUGCGCCGCGUGCAGUUCAAGCUGCACGAGUCCAUUCCCAACUACGUCCGAAUGGUCGAGGGCGAACCCGGCAGACCUUUUGUCGUCAAGGAGACCGGCUGGGGUGAGUUCGACAUCACCAUCAAGCUGUAUUACGUGAACGACUCGGGCGAGAAGCCGCAAACGCUGUACCACUACCUGCGCCUGCACCCGUACGGCCGGACCGAGGAGGAAAAACAGGCCAUGGUCACCAAGAAUGGAGAAGUCCGAUCCUGGAGCUACGAAGAGCAGCUUUUCAACGAGCCCUACGAGGCCUUUUACCAAGUCCUCACCUCCGGCGCAGUCCCCAAAGGCUGGAAACCGUCUGGCGGGGGCGCGUCAGGCAAGGGCAAGGGCAAAAGCCGGGCGCCGCCUCCUCUCCCUGCGCCGGAUAGCGGCGAGGUGUGGGAGCAUACGGCCAUGAUCCCCAAUCACAACAGGCCCGGCCAGCCGUUCAGUCGCGAGACGGAAGCUGCCGAAGUGAGGAAACUCAAAGAUGCGCAGAACAAGACCGAGGAGAUGUGCAAGCGCAUCUUGUCCGAGCUGAGAGACAAAGAAGAGCUCUUGGCUAAGCUCAAGGCCGAGAACCACGCUGCCGCCGCGGCAGCCAAGGCAGUAUAA
Molecule: messenger RNA, 825 nt
Organism: Ustilaginoidea virens
Lineage: Eukaryota; Fungi; Ascomycota; Sordariomycetes; Hypocreales; Clavicipitaceae
Exons: 2
Coding region: 1-825 (274 amino acids)
Biological process (GO): regulation of DNA-templated transcription
Source: RefSeq, a predicted model, not a curated record